Molecule: messenger RNA, 902 nt
Organism: Anthonomus grandis grandis
Lineage: Eukaryota; Metazoa; Arthropoda; Insecta; Coleoptera; Curculionidae
Gene: kappaB-Ras
Product: NF-kappa-B inhibitor-interacting Ras-like protein
Exons: 3
Coding region: 158-736 (192 amino acids)
Biological process (GO): canonical NF-kappaB signal transduction
Molecular function (GO): GTP binding; GTPase activity
Source: RefSeq, a predicted model, not a curated record
CAACAAUAGAACAAUAGUAAAAAUUAGUAAACAAUGUUUUAAAAAAUAUUUUCUCUGUCUUAUACAGAGUAAAAACUUAUUUUCUUCAAUUUGUUAAUAAUUUUCAAUUAAAUCGGAUAAAAAAUGGGAAAAAACGUGCAAAGUGGUCGUUUGUGGCAUGAAAGGAGUAGGCAAAACGGCCAUUCUAGAGCAAGUAAUUUAUGGAAACAUUAGUAGUAGUUCUGAACUCCACCCUACUAUCGAAGAUAUCUAUGUAGCAAACAUAGAAUCCGAUAGAGGGGCCAGAGAGAAAAUUAGGUUUUAUGAUACAGCAGGCAUAGAAAGUUCACAAACCACCACUGCUAAUGGAACCACAAGUCAGCAGUUGUUGAGGCACUACUUGGUGCUUGCUGAUGGUUAUAUAUUAAUUUACGAUACACACAAUAUUAGCUCUCUUGAUGUUCUUAUGUCUAUUAAAAAGGAUAUUGAUAAAAAUAAGGAUAAAAAGGAGGUGACACUGAUAGUCCUCGGUAACAGAACUAAAGACAUUGACAGCCCUGACUGCCAAAAUGUGAUAAGUAAAGCAACAGACUGGUGUAAUAGAGAAAAAAUCAGGCAUUUUACUGCAUCUGCCAUGCAGAGACCCAGUUUGUAUGAGCCAUUUGUUUAUAUAACUAGCAAAUUGAACCCUCCGCCUAGUAAAAGUACUUUUACACCCCUAUCCAUGGGCAGGAAGGUUUUGAAGGACAAUAGUUAGACUAUUAGUUAUUUUAGCAACUACUAAACUAACAUGAACAAUGUAAAAAUACUCUCAUAGAGAAAUCUCAAUAGCAUAAUAUUUUAUUUAUUUAGUUGAUAAAGCUGAUUUGUUAUAAUAGUUUUAAAUUGAUACAAUAAAGGUUCUAUUAAGUUUAAAUAAGAAA